AUGGGGAUGAGCAUGGGGAUGAGCAUGGAUGAGCAUGGGGAUGAGCAUGGGGAUGAGCAUGGGGAUGAGCAUGGGGAUGAGCAUGGGGAUGAGCAUGGGGAUGAGCAUGGGGAUGAGCAUGGGGAUGAGCAUGGGGAUGAGCAUGGGGAUGAGCAUGGGGAUGAGCAUGGGAUGAGCAUGGGGAUGAGCAUGGGGAUGAGCAUGGGGAUUGAGCAUGGGGAUGAGCAUGGGGAUGAGCAUGGGGAUGAGCAUGGGAUGAGCAUGGGGGAUGAGCAUGGGGAUGAGCAUGGGCAUGGGGAUGAGCAUGGGGAUGAGCAUGGGGAUGAGCAUGGGGAUGAGCAUGGGGAUGAGCAUGGGGAUGAGCAUGGGGAUGAGCAUGGGGAUGAGCAUGGGGAUGAGGAUUCGGGGGAUGGCGACGGGGCAGUACUCAUUGGCGAGGUGGUGGAUAGUCCCACGGAACCCGCGCCGUACCUUGGCGUCGCAUUCGGAGCAACAGCACCACUCGCCAACUGCAGCCCCGGCCCUGGCUCCAGCCCUUGCUUCGUCCCCGGUGCAAGCUUGGGCAUGGACACGGGGAGCGGCGGCGGAGUGUCGGGGUGCGGCGUGCGCGCGCAGCAGAGCAUGAUGACGUCUCCCGCGCAGCACUCCGCGCUGCAGCCGCCGCCCGUCGCGUUAUACGCUGGGGGACAGUGGCCGCAGCAGGGGCAGGGGCACGGGGGGCAGGGGGGGCAGCAGUGGCAGCAACAGGCGGAGCAGCAAAGCCAGGGGCAGGGGCAGGGGCAGGGGCAGGGGCACGCAUGGUGCUGUGGGUGGCAGGAGCAGCAAGCAGCAGCGCGGCAAGUCCCCCCGCGUGUGCUCCAUCGCUGCCAAUCCGUGCCCGUGGAGACUCCCCAUCGCCCCCGCCGCUCGCCCCCACCCCCGCACGCCCCAGUCCGCCCGGCCACCUCCCCCAAACCCGCCGUGCGCGCCCCGCACCGCCGCCCUCCGCCAGUGCUGCUCCCCUCCGCGCCCCCCGCCGACGACAUCUCUCUUGCUGCGCCUGUCACUUCCCCCCUUGCUGCGCCCGUUGCCUCCCCCCUUGCGCCCGCCUCCGCGCCCCUCACGGGGCAACGGAACUCGGCACUGCGCCCCGAAUCCGCGGAGAGGGCAGCGCGGCGCAGACCAGCGUCCGCGCGAGUGAGGGGCCAGGCGGGAACAGAGGCAAGUAGCAGGGAUGAGAGCAGUGGCGUUGGCGCAAGCAGCGCUCUUGAGACCGCUGCUCCUGGUGCUGCUGCUGCUUCUGCUGUUGCCACGCCAAGGGCUCUGCCUUCCUCCCCAGUGCCACUGGCCGAAAGAGCAGCAGCAGUAGCAGCAGCAGCAGCAGGUGGUGGUGGUGGGGGCACAUCCAGCAGAGGGAAUCCAAGCCGUGCUGCGCAGUCAUCUAGGGCUCACCAUGACUCUUCCCUCUCGUCGUCCCUCCCACACGCCCCGUGCCAGUCUUCUGCAGUUACCACAUCUGUUGCUCUAUCCACUCGUCCUUCAUCCGCUGCUCCCACCACUGGUAGUAGCAGCACUGGCAGUGGCAGCGGCAGUGGCACUGGCAGUGUCAGGGGCACGAAUCGCCGGAGAAACGACAGCAUUGGCAGCAGCGGGAGCAGCAGCAGCAGCAGCAGCAGGGCAGGUUCACUGCACGUGGACAUGCUUGCAUCGCCGGUUGUUCCCAGCCCUCGCAUGCCACAAGCGUGCUUCCCUCGCUCCGUUUCCGCCUCUGCUGGUGAACCCUCUCCCUCUGCUGCCACUGCUUGUAACCCUGCUAACCCUGCUGGCGGUGCUGGCAGCAACAUGCAUUCCCCUGUCAAUUAUGCCGCAUCAGCUGUGGCAGGAGGAGCAGGGAGGACCCACUAUCGUCCCAUGUACCCACGCUCCUCCUCCACCCCCACUACUGCUCCCGCCACCCAUACCACCCGCAGCCGAAUCACCGUUAAGCUCAUGGCCAUGCCCAUGGAGCAUGUGGAGUAUGUGCACGCCACUCACUCUCCUGCUGCUGCUUCUGCUGCUGCUGUUGGUGGCGGUACCGCUGCUGGUGGUGGUUGUAGGGGUUCUGGGAGCAGUGUUACCAGUGUGGGGGCUGCAUCUUUGUCCCCCCAGAAGCAGCGACCGGAAGGGGCAGGUGCAGGAAGUAGCAGUGCAGGCAGCAGUGCAGGGAGUAAGGGAUGGGCGCAGAGGAGAGGAGAUGCGCUCAUGGCCCAUAGUCUCAAGCAACAGGGUGCAGCAGAGCAGGAUCACUGGCAGCAGCAGCAGCAGCAGCAGCAGCAGCAGCAGCAACAGCAACAGCAAGGGCAGCAGCAAGAGCAGUGGGAGUAA
Closterium sp. Naga37s-1 is the source of this 2343-nucleotide messenger RNA. The record is from the annotation of a GenBank genome assembly. Lineage: Eukaryota; Viridiplantae; Streptophyta; Zygnematophyceae; Desmidiales; Closteriaceae.